CCCGCGCACAUAGUUUACGUUACCAUUGUUUACUACUUUCGGAGACGUGCGGUGCGUAAUGAUAUGAAAGCGAUAUCAAUAAGUAGAUAAAUUAUCAGUACUUGUCACUGGUCACUGUUCGGCAGCAUAUAUCGAGAGAUUAUUAAUAAGGAUCGUUUUAUAAAAUCUUGGUGAUAUAUACACGGACAAUAUGUUCAGUCUGGGUGAAAUUAGCGAACAACUGAAAGAUGUCAGCCGAAAGUCGGUUGGCGUCUCCUUUGCCGGUCAAUCGCUCGUAUUAGAUACUGCAAAUGAUGCUCUUCAAGUGGUGGAAGCAAUAAGGGCAUGUCCAUGCUUGAACUACUUGGAUUUAGAGGGAAAUACGUUGGGUACACCAGCUGCGGAGGCUAUAGCCGAGGCAUUAAAAGAGAAGGGAGCUCCAUUAAAGGUAGCUUUAUGGAAGGAUAUGUUCACUGGUCGUUUGAAAACAGAAAUUCCAAAAGCAUUGGAAUAUCUAGGAACAGCAUUGUGUACAGCAGGUAGCUGGCUUACCGAACUUGAUUUGAGUGACAAUGCUUUUGGUCCAAUUGGUAUUCAGGGGCUAGCAAAUCUGCUAACAUCAAGUCCAUGCUAUACUCUUCAGGAAUUACGAUUGAACAACAAUGGUCUUGGUAUAUCGGGUGGAAAAAUGUUAGCUAAGGCAUUGGAAAAGUGUCUCGAGAAUAGCUCCAAGGAAGGUAGACCACUUGCAUUGAAAGUUUUCAUUGUUGGUAGAAAUCGAUUAGAAAAUGAGGGUGCACAGGCAUUAGCAGCUGUCUUUCAAAAACUAGAGACAUUAGAGGAAGUUGUAAUGCAACAAAAUGGCAUAUACCACAUAGGUAUUGCGGCAAUUGCUCAGGGAUUAGCCGCCAAUUCUAAUUUGCGAGUAUUAAAUUUGAACGAUAAUACGAUUGGAUUGAAAGGGGCUAGAGCGCUCGCCAAGGUUUUACCAAUUUUCCGAGGUCUCGAGGAACUAAAUCUCGGAGAUUGUUUACUAAAAACUAAAGGGGCUUUAGUUUUAGCAGAGACAUUAGAGAUUAACGGCAAUCAUACAUCUCUUAAAUAUUUAGAUUUAAGUAAUAAUGAACUACGUGCAGAUGCUGGAAAUGCUAUUGCUAAAGCUACACAUGAUAAAACUCUUUUGACGAAUUUACAGUUAGAUGGAAAUUGUUUUGGAACGGAAGGACGCGAAAAUCUUCGACAAAUUCUUACGAAGUUGGGAAGAAUUGACGCAUUAAAUUCUUUAGAUGAAGAUUAUACUGAAGAUGAGGAAGAAGAGGAUGAAGAUGAGGAAGAUAAUGAUGAAGAGAAAACGAGUGAAGAAUGUGAGAGCGAUAAUAAUGAGGAUGAGACAAAUGACAAAGAUAAGAGUGUGCAAGAUAAUGUUGCACAAAGUACAGCGAUAACAGUAGCAGAAUUUUUGAAAUCGCCAACAGGUGAAAAACUAUUGCUACUGCAAGGUGAUAAUGUACAAGCUUUUGUUGAUCAUGCAACGAACUUGGCGAAUCAGUCUAAUGUGACUACAGAACAGAAAUUUAUAGAGGAAUUUUUGCGGAUAACCAUGAAAGUAUCAGCAUUAUGUGGUAGUGGUUACAUGAAUGUGAGAAUAAAAGCAGAAUUUUUAUCAGAUGCUUUGUAUGCAAAACUAUUUUCUCAUGCAAUAGAGAAUAAUCAAAUCUUGAAUUUGAAUAAUGGAUUACUAGUAAAUCUUGGCUUAAUAAAAGGUGAAGAUAAAAGCAGUGGUAAAAUUGAUUGGAAUUUAGAAGGAUGUUUUAAAGCUUUGGAAAAAAUUACUCAGAGGGACUAUUUUCUAGCACAAACAAGAAGCAUGUUAAAAGUAUUUCUAGAACGACCAGUGAAGACUGGUCGUGCAAAUGUAAUAGAUCCAUUUCAAGAUUCUAAAGCUGAUCUUAAAGCUAUUCUGGACAAUAUUCAAGUUACAUAAAUUUAUCUGGAAUUAUUUUAUUGAGUAUAAUAUAUAGUUAUUUAUUUUUAUACAUUAUAUGGAAAAUAGAAUAUUUUGUGUAAUCAAUUUGAAUUAGGAUGUCAUUAUGGAAAUCCUGCAAAAUCUAUAGGUAAAUAAUCUUGAUGAUUUUAAAACAUUUUGUAAUUUUAAUAUUAAAUUUUUAGUACAAAUAUGGCUUGUAACUUUUACCAUCUUUAUA
Molecule: messenger RNA, 2183 nt
Organism: Nylanderia fulva
Lineage: Eukaryota; Metazoa; Arthropoda; Insecta; Hymenoptera; Formicidae
Gene: RanGAP
Product: Ran GTPase activating protein
Biological process (GO): nucleocytoplasmic transport; activation of GTPase activity; signal transduction
Cellular component (GO): perinuclear region of cytoplasm; nucleus; cytosol
Molecular function (GO): GTPase activator activity; small GTPase binding
Source: RefSeq, a predicted model, not a curated record